This is a messenger RNA of Blumeria graminis f. sp. triticale, 1404 nucleotides long. The record is from the annotation of a GenBank genome assembly. NCBI's taxonomy places the organism in Eukaryota, Fungi, Ascomycota, Leotiomycetes, Helotiales, Erysiphaceae.
AUGACGGAAAGACUAUCAAUUACUGCAAUGGAGCCCCUCGGAGAACUUGGACGGGAGUUUCUCAAAUCGUACAGCGUAGGCAAUGGUUACGAGCUUUCUCAAACGCUUUCUCCUGUUGCGCCUUCGCACAACGUCAAUAGACUUCAAGCUAUUUUCAAAAGCACGAAUUUCCAACAUGUAGAACAGGAUUUAAGGAAUCAGAUUCUUCAGGAUAGACAGGUCUCCUUUAGGAUGCAGAAAGAUGAAGGAGAGGCUUGGGUAUCUGUAUACCAUGCAUACUGGAAGGCUGUCGGUGAAAUAUUAUUGGCCGAAAAAGCUAUCGCAGCAAAUUCGAAGGCGUCAUGGUUGAGUGUCUUUGAGGCAUGGAAAGAGAUGACUUUGAUCCUUAUACGGGGCUAUGACAAGAACUUGUUUGAAGCUUGGACCGUGCCUUGCUUGUAUGUGGCAGGCAAGUACAUGAGAAUUUUUGCUAUCAAAGCCGAUGAAGGUCUUGCUAAAUCCGCCGUUGCUAUUGACCGAAUGCAAGAAAUAGCCCUAAAUCCUGACAGCGAGGGUCACGAAAAGCUUGAAGAUGCUGCUCGAAUCCUUAACAAAAUCUUUCAAGUAUGCCUCGCAGACAGAGCAGCAUUAGAAGAAUCUAGAAAAUGGGGUAUCUAUUACAUUAUCAACUUGUUAUUCAAAACAUAUUUUAAGCUGAACUCGAUCACCCUAUCACGGAAUAUUUUGAGAGCCCUUCAAGCUUACCGAGGCGAUAUGCCAACACUUGAUGCGUUUCCUAUGGCUCAUCAGGUCACUUUCAAGUACUAUGUCGGUGUUAUCUCUUUCCUUGAGGAGGCAUACGGAGAGGCUGAAAAGCAUCUCACACAUGCCUGGCAAAUGUGCCAUAUAAAUUCCACUCGAAAUAAAGAACUGAUCUUAACGUACUUGAUUCCAUGUCAUCUCUUAACGACCCACACACUACCUACUUGUGCUUUAUUGCAACCGUAUCCUCGCCUUCAGGAGCUUUUUCUCCCCCUAUCCCGCUGCAUUAAAAGUGGGGAUCUAUCUGGCUUUGAUAAAGCUCUCUUAUCAGGAGAGAAUGAAUUCACUAAACGUCGCAUUUAUUUGACACUAGAAAGAGGACGGGAUAUCGCUCUACGAAAUCUACUACGCAAAGUUUUCAUUGCCGCCGGCUUUGAAUCAACUAAAGAUACUAGCGGGCCCCCCAUGCGACGCACUAGAAUUCCAGUUGCCGAAUUUGCCGCUGCAAUUAGUCUCGAUAAUAGUGACCCUAUGGAUAUUGAUGAAGUUGAAUGUUUGAUUGCGAAUAUGAUUUAUAAGAACCUUAUGAAGGGUUAUAUAUCCCGUGAACGUGGCAUUGUCGUUCUUAGCCGUAGUGGUGCAUUUCCUGGAACCGGAGUGUAG